AUGGGCUCCUACAACACCCUAUCACAUUUCCAACGCUUGCUCUCUUUCACCAAGCAAUUGACUUCCCACGUCAACCAAGGCAGCCAUGACAAAGCCCUCACUCUCUUCCACCACAUACAAGCCUCCCUUGCUCUCCCUCUCGACGCCCACGUCUUCUCCCUCAUCCUCAAGUCCUGCUCCUCCCUCCGCCGCCCCCAACUCGGCGCCGCCGUCCACGCCCACGUCACCAAGUCGUCAUUCCUCCCAAACCCUUAUGUGGCUUCCGCUCUAGUCGACAUGUACGGCAAAUGCGUCUCGGUUUGGACCGCACGUCACUUGUUCGAUGAAAUUCCUCACAGAAAUGUUGUUGUCUGGAACGCCAUGAUUUCGGUGUAUACACGCAAUGCUGACGUUGCUGAGGCUUUGAGGUUGUUUGAGGCUAUGGAUAUUGAGCCUGAUGUGGGGACUUAUAACACUAUUAUGGCCGGAAUGUCUGCGAUGGACGAUGGGUCGUUUCGAGCUGUGGAGGUGUAUAGGAAGAUGUGCGAAAGAGGGUGGAAGCCGGAUUUGAUCACAUUGCUUGCUCUGUUACGUGCUUGUGUUGGUGUAGCAGCUUUUAGGUUUGUUAAAGAAAUUCAUGGCUAUGAUGUAAGGAAUGGGAUUGACUCGCGUUCGCAGCUGAGUAGUGGAUUAGUAGAGGCCUACGGGCGCUGUGGUUGUGUCGAAAAUGCGCAUAGUGUGUUCUGGGGGUUGAAGGAAAAAGAUGUGGUUGCGUGGAGCAGUUUGAUAUCAGUGUAUGCGGUUCAUGGAGAGGCGAGAGCUGCGUUUGAUGUUUUUAGAGAAAUGGAGUGGGCGAAUGUUGUGCCUGAUGAGAUUACUUUUCUUGCGGUGUUGAAAGCGUGUAGCCAUGCCGAAGGAUUAGCUGAUGAAGCACUGAGUUAUUUUGAUUGUAUGCGUAGAUAUGGCUUGCGAGCCAACAGUGAUCACUAUUCUUGUUUAGUGGAUGUGUUGAGCAGAGCAGGGAGGUUACGCGAGGCGUACGAGGUCAUAAGGAAAAUGCCAGUGAAGGUUACUGCUAGAGCUUGGGGUGCUCUUCUUUCGGGGUGUAGAACUUACGGAAACCUGGAGCUUGCGGAGAUAGCAGGGAGAGCUCUGUCUGAACUUGAGCCUGAUAAUCCUUCCCAUUAUUUGUUGUUGUCGACGAUUUAUGUUAGCUUAGGACGGCACGAUGAAGCUCAUAGAAUGAGAAGGGAAAUGAGGCACAAAGGUGUUAAGGCAACGGUUGGAAGUAGUUGGAUGGUUCAAGAGUGA
Messenger RNA from Fragaria vesca subsp. vesca, 1290 nucleotides. Its product is annotated as putative pentatricopeptide repeat-containing protein At1g03510-like. Gene Ontology annotation, molecular function: RNA binding; protein binding. NCBI's taxonomy places the organism in Eukaryota, Viridiplantae, Streptophyta, Magnoliopsida, Rosales, Rosaceae. The coding region runs from base 1 to 1290 and encodes 429 amino acids. Gene Ontology annotation, biological process: RNA modification. The transcript has a single exon. The record is from RefSeq and is a predicted model, not a curated record.